This is a messenger RNA of Ictalurus furcatus (blue catfish), 7798 nucleotides long. It is a transcript of the gene letm1, whose product is annotated as leucine zipper-EF-hand containing transmembrane protein 1. Gene Ontology annotation, cellular component: mitochondrial inner membrane. The coding region runs from base 327 to 2609 and encodes 760 amino acids. NCBI's taxonomy places the organism in Eukaryota, Metazoa, Chordata, Actinopteri, Siluriformes, Ictaluridae. The transcript is spliced from 15 exons. Gene Ontology annotation, biological process: intracellular monoatomic cation homeostasis. The record is from RefSeq and is a predicted model, not a curated record. Gene Ontology annotation, molecular function: ribosome binding; calcium ion binding.
UUCAGGAAAUGUACAACACUCAAUGUACGACUUGAAGGUAGAAUGUUUGCUCAAGACGGUGUCCUGACAUCAUCCUGCGACACGCCCCCUGUCGGCCGAGCCGGAUUUACAGGAAGACCCGAGAGCACAUGAAGGCCAGUCAACAGUGAGCGUUUUGCAACAUCAUCGCAUGAUUUACCGGGUGACGGAAACCAAGGGCAUGGGACGAGAAUUUGGGACUUUAGUGGAUUAGACACUUUGUAAACCGUUAAAAAGCCACACAGCUCUACCGGAUAGACGUCUGUAACGGUCGGAUUAACGUCCAACUGCUUUCGACUCCGAUUAGGAUGGCGUUAAUAUUGUUCUCGAGAUCUCGGACUCCGUUGAUGAAAACAUCCAGGUCAUUAAAGCACGAGUUCAGGAAAGAAAAGAAAGUAGCCUGCAUCAGUUGUACUGCACUACACCUGGCUACAAACAGUCCCGAGGUUCUCAGAGGCAGUUUGGCAGCCCGGAUGUUCUCUCUCAGGCUGUAUCCUGACUGUUCAUACAUUCGACAGUGCUCGCCGACCAGUUCAUCUCGUCUUUACUCUGCCGUCCUGAUGCCCAACUCUGCUGCACUAGGCCACACUCACCAUGUCUGUCAUUGGGCAGUUGCACAGUGGCCCACACCAGUACGGUGGGUUCACACCUCACGCUGUCUGCAUGACGACUCCAAAGUGGAGCGCUCGCUGCGUUCACUAAAAGACCGAAAUAAAAAGCUAGAGGAGGGAGGACCCAUCUACAGCCCUACUGUGGACGUGGCGCCAGUGCGGCGAACGCUAAGGCAGUGGGUAGUUGAUGAAGUGAAGCACUAUUACCAUGGGUUCCGACUUCUGUGGAUAGAUACGGCCAUCACUGGACGCAUGCUGUGGAGAGUGCUGAAUGGACAAACUCUGUCACGAAGAGAGAGGAGACAGUUCCUAAGGACAUGUGCAGAUUUAUUCCGACUCGUGCCUUUUCUGGUUUUUAUCAUUGUUCCAUUUAUGGAGUUCCUGCUUCCUGUUGCCCUGAAGCUUUUCCCCAACAUGCUACCAUCCACUUUUGAGACAAAGUCCAAGAAGGAAGAGAGAUUGAAGAAGGAGCUGCGAGUGAAGCUAGAGAUGGCGAAGUUCUUACAGGACACAGUGGAGGAGAUUGCACUGAGAAACAAAGCAGACAAAGGCAACGUGACUGAGGAGUUUUCUACCUUCUUCCAGAAGAUCCGGGACUCAGGUGAAAGGCCUAGCAACGAGCAGAUCAUCCGAUUCUCCAAACUGUUUGAGGAUGAGCUGACCCUAGACAACCUGACACGGCCGCAACUGGUAGCUCUCUGCAAGCUAUUGGAGCUGCAGCCCAUCGGCACCAACAACUUCCUCCGCUUCCAGCUCAUCAUGAAGCUCCGCUCCAUCCGUGCUGAUGACAAGCUGAUAGCAGAGGAAGGAGUGGAGAGCCUUAAUGCGAAUGAGCUGCAAGCAGCAUGCAGGGUUCGAGGCAUGAGAGCUCUGGGAGUGACUGAGGACAGGCUUAGAGAUCAACUCAAACAGUGGCUGGAGCUGCAUUUGAACCAGCACAUCCCCACUUCUCUGCUACUGCUUUCGAGGGCCAUGUUCCUUCCUGACACUCUGUCCCCUGCAGACCAGCUUAAAACCACACUGCAAACCUUGCCUGAGAUAGUGGCUAAAGAGGCACAGGUGAAAGUGGCAGAGCUUGACUUCUCUAAGGUGGAUAACAAGACUAAACUGGAGACCAUGCUACAGGAAGAGGCAGCUAUUCGCCAGGAGAACAAAGAGAGGGAGCUGGAGAGGCUAGCUGAAACUGCAGAGAAAGCCAAAGAGCAGAAGGAGGAUGUGGAGGCUGAUAUGCAGGUAGAUGCGGAUCUUGCUAUGCACAGUGUAGACGUGGCUAUUCACUCUGAAACAUUACGAGACACAGCACCAGUGCUGGACGGUAUUAAGGGAGAGGAGAUCACUAAGGAGGAGAUUGACAUGUUGAGUGAUGCCUGUACCAAACUGAAGGAAGAGAAAAAACUCCUGACAAAAGAGAAAGAGGAGCUGGAGGAGCUGAAAGAUGACGUGCAGGAAUACUGUGAGGAUCUGGAGGAGAUAAAGAAAGAGCUUUCUAAAACUGGGCAGGAGAAAGAGGUGGAAGAGUCUAAAGCCAGUAAGCAUCUGUCACGCCGGGUGAACCGCAUGAUCGGCCGCAUGGAUAAGAUCAUAAACGAGUUAGAGAAAGACAAGCUGGUGCUGGAUGGACAGAUGGACAGUGGAACCACACCACCAGUUGGAUUAUUCUUUGAGAAAUGUAAUGACUUACAGAGGGAGAACCUGAUUAGCAUCAAUGAGCUCAUUGCUGCUUUGAGGCAGAUCCAGAGCAUUCCAGAGCACAAGCUACUCAGCAUCGCCGACGCGCUGGAUGAAAACAAGGAUGGCAAGAUAGACAUUGACGAUGUUAUCAAGGUGGUGGAGCUGAUCGAUAAGGAGGAUGUGGACAUCUCCACUGCACAAGUGGCGGAUAUCAUGUUGAUGCUGCAGAAAGAGGAGAAGUUGGUGGAAAAGGAAAAAGCUAAGGAGAAGGCUGAAAAGGAGCAUGCCGCUAAAGUUCAGCAAAACUAAGUUCAUCAGGGCGAGUUGCCAUGGAGCAGGAAAGCACAGAGGAGCCACUGGUGCUGUAGCCACUGGUUUCAUACUUGAAAAAUAAGAGAAAUUAAAUUAUUUGUUGAAAAACCCAAACAUUCACUUCACCAUCUAACCAUCAGCUGGCAGUGAUGUCACUUCAUGUGAGCUGACUCACUAUUUUUAUUUUGCACGCCAUUAUUGUCGUCAUCAUUCCACUGCCAACGCUGCCAUUUGGAUUCCUUUAUUUUGUGUAUUUUAUUUAGGCUCUUUUAAGUUUAAUUAUUUAGCGGACUCUAGCUCAGAUGGCCUGUGAGUGUGCUAUUGUAUUUGUCCAGAAACCAAAGUAAAUUUGCAAAUGUACUACAGAACUCAAGGUCAGUAUACAAAUAGUACAGACUGAUCAAGAGGUCAGGUCUAGUGAGCAGAGUCUCCGCUAUGUGUUUAUUUAUUUUUUGUUUGUUUGCUAUUACUCUGUUGUGGCCUUGAAUGAACAAACACAUUUCCUGGUAAUGUCAGUGAUUUAAAAAAACAAAACAAAAAAAACCCAACUUUAUUGAAUAAGUAUUGCCCAUCUGAAAGUCCUCCCUUUAAUUGACUUAUUAAGCGUGUUCCCUUUCACCCCUUGAUGAAACAUGGAGUCUUGUGGAUGCAUGUAUUAGGGGUCUAGUUAACCUUGGAACAAAUGCUAGCUGUAGACUCUUAGUUCAACUGGCCUGAGUUCGUUAUGGAAUGUAGAGGAUUGAUGGCGAGAGAAUUAUUUGGUGCUUGAAGUGUGUGUGUGUGUGUGUGUGUGUGUGUGUGUGUGUGUGAGUGAGAGAGAGAGAAGAUGGAGUGGGCUCUUUGCAGUGCAGACAAGUUUGGUGUAUCUAGGCCUCAGCUCAGACCCAGUAUGGUGAGGCCAGUCUGGGUAGAGUCGUUUCAAGGACUGGGUAAACACUCACACCAUACAUGGAGAGGGUAGCUAGCAGAUACACACACACACACACACACACACAUUGUAUUAUGUCAGCAUAAAAUAGUUGCACAGGGCACAGCAGACCGCGAAUACAUCACUCCCACUCCUAAACAUGUCAUAGAGAGAGAACAGAGCGUCUGACCUGAAAGCACCGACUCUGUGUUGCAUCAGAGAGACAGACGGAGCUCUGUUUUGGAGUCAGGGUGCCUUUCUCACUUAGUGUCUGUAAGCUUCAGCCGUGCUGCAACCAAGGGUUAGAGGUCAACCCUCACCACAGUAACCACCUGUAUUUAUGCAGCUUGUGUAUCUGCGUUUGGGCUUUAAACCACAUGAAUUUAUUGCACAUUAUAAUCUCAUUAUCUGUUGUUUAAAGGGAGCAAGAAAUACUGAUUUACAAUUGCACUAUCGUUAUUUAAAGCUUUUUUUUAUCGUUGUGAUUCGGACUCAGGAAUUUUUGUGUAACGGGUUGCAUUUUAGGAGAGAAGUGGGCUGGUGGGUGGUGUAACUGGAAGAGAUGGAGCAUCUUUUGUCAUGUGGCAAGAGGCUAUAUUUGGGUGAAUGACCCAGAUUUUGAGGAGAAUUAUUAUGGUGUUUCACUACCCUGAAUGUACACUACUGUCCUUCUGCUUUAAUAUACACUCACUUGGUCUGACCAAGAGGUUUAAAAAAAAGGUUAUUGUUAAACUUAAAAUUGUGCAAAUCUAACAGUAGUAGAAGGACAGCUGACUGAAAAGGCAGUGUGAAAUUGUCCAGGAAGUAACCACUGUAUCCAAAAUUUGUAGUUGACUUAAAUCCAAGUGGAGUUUAUUUAACAGAAGAAUUCAGAGCAAUAGCUAUAUUAGUAUUGAAAUUUUUGUUUUUGUUGUGUGCUGGUUAGAAUUACAAAUGCAAUUAUUAAAUCUCUGUAUUGGCUCUGUAUGAAUAUUAGCUAGUAUUGUAUACUGAAAUAUUGAAUUGGUGUCCAAUAGUAUCUAAAAAAAAUAAAGGGUAUACAGUGAGGGGAAAAAAGUAUUUGAUCCCCUGCUGAUUUUGUACGUUUGCCCACUGACAAAGAAAUGAUCAGUCUAUAAUUUUAAUGGUAGAUUUAUUUGAACAGUGAGAGACAGAAUAACAACAGGAAAAUCCAGAAAAACGCAUGUCAAAAAUGUUAUAAAUUGAUUUGCAUUUUAAUGAGGGAAAUAACUAUUUGACCCCUCUGCAAAACAUGACUUAGUACUUGGUGGAAAAACCCUUGUUGGCAAUCACAGAGGUCAGACGUUUCUUGUAGUUGGCCACCAGGUUUGCACACAUCUCAGGAGGGAUUUUGUCCCACUCCUCUUUGCAGAUCUUCUCCAAGUCAUUAAGGUUUCAAGGCUGACGUUUGGCAACUCGAACCUUCAGCUCCCUCCACAGAUUUUCUAUGGGAUUAAGGUCUGGAGACUGGGUAGGCCACUCCAGGACCUUAAUGUGCUUCUUCUUGAGCCACUCCUUUGAUGCCUUGGCCGUGUGUUUUGGGUCAUUGUCAUGCUGGAAUACCCAUCCACGACCCAUUUUCAAUGCCCUGGCUGAGGGAAGGAGGUUCUCACCCAAGAUUUGACGGUACAUGGCACCGUCCAUCGUCCCUUUGAUGCGGUGAAGUUGUCCUGUCCCCUUAGCAGAAAAACACCCCCAAAGCGUAAUGUUUCCACCUCCAUGUUUGACGGUGGGGAUGGUGUUCUUGGGGUCAUAGGCAGCAUUCCUCCUCCUCCAAACACGGCGAGUUGAGUUGAUGCCAAAGAGCUCCAUUUUGGUCUCAUCUGACCACAACACUUUCACCCAGUUGUCCUCUGAAUCAUUCAGAUGUUCAUUGGCAAACUUCAGACGGGCAUGUAUAUGUGCUUUCUUGAGCAGGGGGACCUUGCGGGCGCUGCAGGAUUUCAGUCCUUCACAGCGUAGUGUGUUACCAGUUGUUUUCUUGGUGACUAUGGUCCCAGAUGCCUUGAGAUCAUUGACAAGAUCCUCCCGUGUAGUUCUGGGCUGAUUCCUCACUGUUCUCAUGAUCAUUGCAACUCCACGAGGUGAGAUCUUGCAUGGAGCCCCAGGCCGAGGGAGAUUGACAGUUCUUUUGUGUUUCUUCCAUUUGUGAAUAAUCGCACCAACUGUUGUCACCUUCUCACCAAGCUGCUUGGCAAUGGUCUUGUAGCCCAUUCCAGACUUGUGUAGGUCUACAAUCUUGUCCCUGACAUCCUUGGAGAGCUCUUUGGUCUUGGCCGUGGUGGUGAGUUUGGAAUCUGAUUGAUUGAUUGCUUCUGUGGACAGGUGUCUUUUAUACAGGUAACAAGCUGAGAUUAGGAGCACUCCCUUUAAGCGUGUGCUCCUAAUCUCAGCUCGUUACCUGUAUAAAAGACACCUGGGAGCCAGAAAUCUUUUUGAUUGAGAGGGGGUCAAAUACUUAUUUCCCUCAUUAAAAUGCAAAUCAAUUUAUAACAUUUUUGACAUGCGUUUUUCUGGAUUUUCUUGUUGUUAUUCUGUCUCUCACUGUUCAAAUAAAUCUACCAUUAAAAUUAUAGAAUGAUCAUUUCUUUGUCAGUGGGCAAACGUACAAAAUCAGCAGGGGAUCAAAUACUUUUUUCCCUCACUGUAGUGUUUAAAAAUGGAAUUUGCCCAGCCUGAUUUUCUGUGCUUUAAAAAAAAAUAAAAAUAAAAAAUCAUACACUUAUGCUUAGCCAAAACUGAUUACAUUAAAAAAAAGCUAAAUCUUAAGCCAAAAACCAACCCCUGAAUACAUUUGUUCAAAUAUAAUUGCAGAUGUCAUAGUACUUGUUGUUACAAAUAUGUAUGCAGAUAUGUUGAACCCUAGAAAUUGUUUUUAAUGUCCCUGUAUAACUGUACAAGUGUACAGUGGAUUGGCUUUUAGUUUUUACUUUCAAUGAAUUUUUUUAAGUAUUAUUAUUAAAUGAAUUUAAAUUGCUUACGUUUCAAACCAUCAAAAAACGAGUCAAAAAAUGUUUGGUUUUGUUUGAGUUGUUAUAAAAAUAUAUAUGAAAAAAUAUAGCUUUUAAUUUUGCCAUGAAUAAUUCACAUGUAAAUAUACAUAUUCUGAAACAGGUCAUUCUAGUUUGAAUAAAAAGAGGUAAUAUGAUUCCUGAGAAGUAUUGUACCAUUUCUUUAUUAUUAUUAUUAUUUAAUACACAAUAUUUGCCCAUAUUUUUUGUUUGCUGUUUCUGCUUCCUACCAUUCAUUUUGAAUUUGUUUCCCCACCUUCAAUCCUUAUAGCUUUUCCCUCUUUUUGUCACUUACCAUUCCUGUUUGUAUAUUAUACACUCACUGAGUACUUUAUUAGGAACACCUGUACACCUACUCAUUCAUGCAAUGAUUUAAUCAGCCAAUCAUGUGCCAGCAGGGCAAUGCAUAAAAUCAUGUUGAUUUGGUGCAGUAGCUUAAGGUAAUGUUCACAUCAACCGUCAGAAUGUGAUUUCAGGGAUUUUGACCGUGGCAUGAUUGUUGGUGCCAGACAGGCUGGUUUUAGUAUUUCUGUAACUGCUGAGUUCCUGGGAUUUUCACACACAACAGUCUCGUGUUUACUCAGAAUGGUGCAGUAAAGAAAAACACAUUCAGUGAGUGGCAGUUCUGUGAAUGGAAACAGCUUGUUGAUAAGAGUUCAACAGAGAACGGCCAGACUGGUUGGAGCUGACAGAAAGGCUACAGUAACUCAUAUAACCACUCUGUACAAUCGUGAUGAGCAGAAAAGCUUUUCAGAAUGCACAACAUGUUGAACCUUGAGAUGGAUGGGCAACAACAGCAGAAGACCAUGGCAGAUUCAACUUCUGUCCAACAAGAACAGAAAGCUGAGGCUGCAGUGGACACAGGCUCACCAAAACUGGACAGUUGAAGACUGGUAAUACAUAGCCUGCUCUGAUGAAUCUUGAUUUCUGCACACAGAAGGUAGGGUCAGAAUUUGGCUCCAACAGCAUGAAUCCAAGGACCCAACCUGCCUUGUGUCAACAGUCCAGGAUAGAGGAGGUGGUGUAAUUGUGAGGGGAAUGUUUUCUUGGCACACUUUGGGCCAAUCCCAAUAGAGUACCUUUGGGAUGUGGUAGAACGGGAGAUCCGCAGCAUGAAAGUGCACCUGAAUAAUCUGCAGGAAUUGUGUGAUAAAACAUGGACAAGAAUAUUAAAGGAACGUUUCCAACAGCCAACAGGAAAAAGGAAUAUUUCCAACAAGAAUUGAGGCAGUUUUGAGAGCAAAGCGAGGUCCUAGCCUGUAUUAGUA